AUGAAACAAACAAGUAAAGUUCAAUCAAAAGAUAAUAAAGCAAGUAACAAAGCUUUGGUAAACAAAAAUUUAGUAAUUCAAGAUUACAAAAGUCGAUUAAAAGAUAAUGUUAAAUCUAUAAAUGAUAAUUUUGUUCAAAUUUUAAAUGCAUCUAAGAUAAAUAUCCAAGAUGACUAUUUUAAGAAUCCGUGUAGUAAACUUUGUGAUCACCUAGCACAUCGAAAUGAAAUAGCAACUCGAGCUGCAUUGAUGCUUCGCGCUGCAGAUGAACUUCUUCGUCUUACACAUGAUAUGAAAGAAUUUUUAAUUCUCCGCGAUUUUAGUUUUCUAGCACAUACCGUCAAACAGGCAGAGGAGAAAUGUGAUAAAGAAACGGAACAACUACUAACCCAACAUGAUCAAAGACGUCUGGAUAAUAGUAAUUUAGUCUGUGACAUCGAAAAAGAGAUUUCUGAUCAUUUUCAUAUAAAAUUCUGGUGUGUUAGAAUGGACACUUCACAGCAAUAUACUUUAACUUCUUUUGAAGAUGAAAAGAAAAUUGGAAAGGGACAAUUUUCUGAAGUUUAUAGAGCAAGAAGGAAGAAAGAUGGUUUGUCAGUUGCCUUAAAAAAAAUUCAGAUUCAUGAUAUGAAAGAUGCUAAGACACGUGCUGAUUGUCUUCGAGAAAUUAAACUUCUUCAAGACUUGAAACACCCUAACAUCAUUUGUUAUUAUGCUUCUUUUAUUGAAGAUGACCAAUUGAUAAUUAUUCUUGAACUUGCUGAUGCAGGUGACCUCCGACGAAUGAUACGUCACUUUCGAAGAAAUCAAAGACUUAUUCCUGAACGUACAAUAUGGAAAUAUUUUGUACAGUUGGCAAGAGCAUUAAAUUAUAUGCACUCAAAAAGAAUAAUGCAUAGAGAUAUUAAACCAGCUAAUGUUUUUAUAACAGCAGAUCAGGUUGUCAAACUUGGAGAUCUUGGUUUAGGAAGAUUUUUUUCUGCUAAAACAAAUUUUGCUCAUUCUCUUGUUGGAACACCUUAUUACAUGUCUCCUGAACGAAUCCAGGAAGUUGGAUAUAAUUUUAAAUCUGAUAUAUGGAGUAUUGGAUGUUUGUUAUAUGAAAUGGCAGCAUUACAAUCACCAUUUUAUGGUGAUAAAAUGAAUUUAUUUAGUUUAUGUAAAAAAAUUGAAAAUUGUGAAUAUCCCCCAUUACCGGCAGAUGUUUAUUCUCAACACCUUCGAAUGUUAAUUUCUGCCUGUAUAUGUUUUUCUCCUGAAAAAAGACCUAAUGCACAGGAAGUUUUAGCAGUCUCUGAACAUUUAAAUUCACACUUUAAUUGUGUAAAAGACAGCAACUUAUUGGAUAAAAAUCAAUUAACUUCAACAGGAAAAAAGUAUAUCUCACCAACUUCCUAG
Molecule: messenger RNA, 1398 nt
Organism: Strongyloides ratti
Lineage: Eukaryota; Metazoa; Nematoda; Chromadorea; Rhabditida; Strongyloididae
Product: Protein kinase domain and Serine-threonine/tyrosine-protein kinase catalytic domain and Serine/threonine-/dual specificity protein kinase, catalytic domain and Mediator complex, subunit Med22 family and Protein kinase-like domain-containing protein
Exons: 5
Coding region: 1-1398 (465 amino acids)
Biological process (GO): regulation of transcription by RNA polymerase II; protein phosphorylation
Cellular component (GO): mediator complex
Molecular function (GO): protein kinase activity; transcription coregulator activity; ATP binding
Source: RefSeq, a predicted model, not a curated record